CUGGCGCUGGCUCUGGCGCUGGCUCUGGGCGGCCGCUGCCCCGCCGCCCCCAACGCCUCGGCCGGGCCCCCGCGCUGCCGCCGCCCCGCGCCCUGCGAGCGGCUCCGCUUCGGAGCCUGCCUGGGCUCGGCGCUGCCCUACACCGCCACCUCCACGCUGCUGGCCACCGACUCCGCCUCGCAGGAGGAGGCGCACGGGAAGCUGCUGCUCUGGUCCGGCCUGCGCAAUGCCCCGCGCUGCUGGGACGUCAUCCAGCCCCUGCUGUGCGCCGUCUACAUGCCCAAGUGUGAGGAUGGGCAGGUGGAGCUGCCCAGCCAGACCCUGUGCCAGGCCACACGGGCACCCUGCACCAUCGUGGAGCGCGAGCGAGGCUGGCCCGACUUCCUCAAGUGCACCACGGAUCGCUUCCCUGAGGGGUGCCCGAACGAGGUGCAGAACAUCAAGUUCAACAGCUCGGGGCAGUGCGAGGCGCCGCUGGUGAGGACGGACAACCCCAAGAGCUGGUACGAGGACGUGGAGGGCUGCGGCAUCCAGUGCCAGAACCCGCUGUUCACCGAGAAGGAGCACCGCGAGAUGCACGUCUACAUCGCCGCCUUCAGCUCCGUCACCAUCUUCUGCACCUUCUUCACCCUGGCCACGUUUGUCGCCGACUGGAGGAACUCCAACCGCUACCCCGCCGUCAUCCUGUUCUACGUCAACGCCUGUUUCUUCGUGGGCAGCAUCGGGUGGCUGGCGCAGUUCAUGGACGGCGCCCGCGACGAGAUCGUGUGCCGGGCCGAUGGCACCAUGCGGCUGGGCGAGCCCACCUCCAACGAGACGCUGUCCUGCGUCAUCAUCUUUGUCAUCGUGUACUACUCGCUGAUGUCGGGCGUCAUCUGGUUUGUCAUGCUCACCUACGCCUGGCACACGUCCUUCAAGGCCCUGGGCACCACCUACCAGCCUCUGCUGGGCAAGACCUCCUACUUCCACCUCAUCACCUGGUCCAUCCCCUUCGUGCUCACCGUGGCCAUCCUGGCCGUGGCGCAGGUGGAUGGUGACUCUGUCAGUGGCAUCUGCUUCGUGGGCUACAAGAAUUAUCGCUACCGAGCCGGCUUCGUGCUGGCGCCCAUCGGGCUCGUGCUGAUCGUGGGGGGCUAUUUCCUCAUCAGGGGGGUCAUGACACUCUUCUCCAUCAAGAGCAACCACCCCGGGCUGCUGAGCGAGAAGGCGGCCAGCAAGAUCAACGAGACCAUGCUGCGCCUGGGCAUCUUCGGCUUCUUGGCCUUCGGUUUUGUCUUCAUCACCUUUGGCUGCCACUUCUACGAUUUCUUCAACCAGGCCGAGUGGGAGCGCAGCUUCCGGGAAUACGUGCUGUGUGAGGCCAACGUGACCAUCGCCACGCAGACCAACAAGCCCAUCCCGGAGUGCGAGAUCAAGAACCGGCCCAGCCUGCUGGUGGAGAAGAUCAACCUGUUCGCCAUGUUCGGCACCGGCGUCUCCAUGAGCACCUGGGUCUGGACCAAGGCCACCCUGCUCAUCUGGAAACGCACCUGGUGCAGGCUGACGGGGCAGAGCGAUGACCAACCCAAGAGGAUCAAGAAGAGCAAGAUGAUCGCCAAGGCCUUCUCCAAGCGCAAGGAGCUGCUGCGGGACCCGGGCCAGGAGCUGUCCUUCAGCAUGCACACCGUGUCCCACGAUGGCCCUGUGGCCGGGCUGGCGUUCAACAUCAACGAGCCGUCGGCCGACGUGUCCUCGGCGUGGGCGCAGCACGUCACCAAGAUGGUGGCCAGGAGAGGAGCCAUCCUGCCCCAGGACAUCUCCGUGACGCCCGUGGCCACACCUGUGCCACCAGAGGAGAGGGCCAACCUGUGGGUGGUGGAGGCCGACGUGUCCCCGGAGCUGCAGCAGCGCGGCGGCCGCAGGAAGAAGAGGAGGAAGAAGAAGAAGAAGAAGGAGGUGACCCCAGACCCCGAGCGCUGCCUGGGCGGCUCCUCCGUCCCUCACCUGCCCCGCCUGCCCCCCCAGCCCUGCCUGGUGGCCUUUGCCCCCGAUGUCCUGCCCGAUGUCACCUUCCCCGGGGGGCAGGGCCGCAGGGCCAACGUGCUGCACGUGAUCAGCAACCCCUUCUGCCCCGAGGGCACAAGCAGCGAGCACCAGGGCUGGCAGCACGGUGGGGGCUCCCUGUGGCCCCCCAGGACUCAGGGGGGCUGGCCAGGCCUGGCCCCCAUCCACUCUCGGACCAACCUGGUGGAUGCAGAGCUGCUGGAGCCCGACUCGGAUUUCUGACACCAACGGGAUGGGGGGUGACACCCCGAGGUGAGGGGGACACCAGAAAGUGCCUCACCCCAUGGGAUCCAUCCCAAACAUUCCACCAUCCUUGGAGGAGUCGUGUCCCAGCCUGGAAUCCCUCCAGCGUCACUGGGAGAGAGGAGCUGGCAGUGGAACAACCCCCAGAGGGAUUUGAGGGUGACAUUUGGGGACAGCUUAGAGCAGGGAGGGUUUGGGCAGCUUUGGGGUGCCCCACCCACAGCUAGAGGUACGUAGAGCUCACCCCCCCACUUCCAUUUUUUAAAAUUCCUGAUUUUUUAAAAGUUUAUAUUGAGAUGGGGAGGUGAAUCCUCUGUUUAUUUUGGGUUCACCUCACUCCCUUCCAGCUCCCCAGACCCAAAUCAGGAUCAGUGGGGUGGCAGCAGCAGGGAGAUGGGAUGGGAAACACAAAAAACCCAAAAACCUCGGGGUGCUCGAGGUGAAUCAGGGUCAGCAACCCCCAGAGCAAAAAGCUUUUUAUUAUUUUUUUAGGAAAAAAAAAGAAAAAUAAAAAUCAAGUCAGAGCAACCCUGUGGCCAGAGGGUUCCAGUCCCUGCUGGUGUUUGGAUUUUCCCUGGUUUUAUUUUUAUUUUUAUUUUUGUUAAGUCCUGGUAGGCUCCUGGCUUUUUUUUUUUUUUUAAUUUUUUUUUUUUU
Catharus ustulatus (Swainson's thrush) is the source of this 2940-nucleotide messenger RNA. RefSeq names its product smoothened, frizzled class receptor (gene SMO). Gene Ontology annotation, cellular component: plasma membrane; dendrite; cilium. Gene Ontology annotation, biological process: smoothened signaling pathway; central nervous system development; commissural neuron axon guidance. The transcript has 12 exons. Bases 277 to 2265 code for a protein of 662 amino acids. Gene Ontology annotation, molecular function: transmembrane signaling receptor activity; patched binding. The record is from RefSeq and is a predicted model, not a curated record. NCBI's taxonomy places the organism in Eukaryota, Metazoa, Chordata, Aves, Passeriformes, Turdidae.